Annulohypoxylon maeteangense is the source of this 387-nucleotide messenger RNA. RefSeq lists its product as uncharacterized. The record is from RefSeq and is a predicted model, not a curated record. The transcript has a single exon. Lineage: Eukaryota; Fungi; Ascomycota; Sordariomycetes; Xylariales; Hypoxylaceae. The coding region runs from base 1 to 387 and encodes 128 amino acids.
AUGGCCAUUGUCGACGGUGCUGCAGCUCGCGACCUGCGGUCUCAGAGGCUUACGUAUGCGCGAGCCCUUCGUGCUUCUCGAAACACGCGACGGGAGCAUCCGCUACCCAAGCCCUACAAACCCAGGCCUCGACCGGCCGGAUUCCCAUUCCGGUAUCAGGGGUCGCCAAUCCCAGCAGGCUCUGCCAAUCCUCGUCGGCGCCGGUGGCAUGGUACGAGAUACGGGAUCCAUGCCGUUAUAACCGAGCAUGUAAAUGGAUUGGUGGUUAAUCUGUUGGGUUAUUUCUGGAAUGAUGACGCAAGUCGUGAUAGCGACUUUUUACCCUCGAUAACGAAAAUGCUGUAUUACUUAAGCAGUCUUGAUCAGCGCCUCGACAACAAGCGAUAG